AUGCCGCAAAGCCUGGCUAGGAUGUCAUCGUGCACCGUCGACAGCGGCACAAUAUGCCCCCUCCAAAAGGCGCCCGGUCCAAAACCGUUGCCUGUCGUAGGCAACAUCUUCGACCUUGACCUCAAGGCACCUUAUUCGUCUGCUCUUGUGAUUGCAAAGAAGUACAGCCCGAUCUUUCAAAUGACCUACGCUGGUCAAAGGGAAAUCAAUGUGUGCACUCGAGAGCUAGCUGACGAGGUCUGUGAUGAGACUCGUUUCCACAAGCUUGUCUCCAGUGGUGUUUUGACGUUACGACAAGUCGUCGAAGAUGCUCUCUUCACGGCACAUCAUGGCAGUCGGCAAUGGGGCAUCACACAUCGCAUUCUGAAACCAAUUUUUGGGCCGUUGAAGAUUCGAGAGAUGUUCGAUGAGAUGAAGGACGUCGCGGAGCAACUUUGUCUCAAAUGGGCCCGGGACGGACCGAACACAUCUAUUGAUAUUGCAUUCGAUUACACUCGACUUACAUUGGACACCAUCGCGAUAUGCCUAAUGGAUUAUCGCUUCAAUAGCUUUUACCUGGGCGGUAAACAUCACCCAUUUGUGAAGCAUAUGGUAGAUAUCUUGGCCGAGGCUGAUAUUCAAUCCAUGUUACCCGACUGGGCGGGCAUAUUUCGACUUCGUGCCAUGCUGAAGUUCAAGAAAGAUAUCAAGCUAAUGCAUGACCUGUGUCGCGGAAUGGUGGAAUUCCGACGACAGAAUCCAGUGAACAGAAAUGACUUUCUGAACGCAAUGCUGAACACACCAGAUCCAGAAACAGGCGAAAAACUCAAUGAUGAGGAGGUCGUGCGAAACCUCAUAACCUUCCUUGUGGCAGGUCAUGAAACAACGUCCGGGAUGUUGUCUUUUGCAACCUUUUAUCUUCUCGAGCACCCCGAGACACUUCUCAAGCUGCAGAGUGAAGUUGACCGCGUAGUCGGCGAGGAAUCAAUAACUCCACAGCACAUCCAGCAAAUGCCAUACAUGGAUGCAGUUCUUCGGGAGGCUCUACGCCUUAUGCCUACUGCGGUUGCUUUCUACGUGACACCAUACAAGGACGAGGUCAUCGGAGGGAAAUACCUUGUGCAUCCAGGCGAAGCAAUCUGUCUCUUACUCGAUCCUAUACACCGAGACAAAACAGUCUGGGGCGACGAUGCUGACGAAUGGAAACCUGAGAGAAUGAUGCAGGACAAAUUUGACAAGCUUCCACCAAAUUCCUGGAAGCCAUUCGGCAAUGGCGCCCGUAUCUGCCUUGGUAUGGCCUUCAGCUGGCAAGAGGCCAAACUUGCUCUGGCUGUCAUACUUCAAAAUUUCAAUCUGAGCAAAGACGACCCGGAAUACAAACUGAGAAUCAAGCAUCUCUUGACCAUCAAGCCCGAAGGCUUCAAGAUUCGAGCGGAAUUGAGGCAUGGGCGGAACGCUACUUCAUUCCACCGUAGUCUGAGAACCGCGUCCGCUGAAAGCACGAAGAAGUCAGCAGCACCGGGCGCCGCAAUUCCGCCCCAAGAAGGUCGUUCAAUAUCAAUUCUAUACGGAACUGAUACGGGAACAUGCGAGGCUCUCGCUAAACACCUCAUGGUCGAGGCUUCUGCCAGAGGCUUCACUCCGAGCCUUUCCACCAUGAACGAGGCUGUGAGGAAGCUGCCCAAACAUCAGCCUGUGAUAUUUAUUCUGGGUACAUACCACGGGAAGGCAGCCGGUAAUGCGACGCAGUUCAUGGAGUGGAUUGAGAAAGAAGAACCUGGUCACCUGAGAGACCUCGAGUACGCGGUCUUUGGUGUCGGCCACAGUGACUGGACACAGACCUUUUACAAGGUCCCGACAAUCCUUGACACCGGUCUGGAGAAGCUAGGUGGCAAAAGACUCUCGCCCAUGGGAACCGUCAACACCGCCAAAGACGAUGUCUUCGAUGAGCUAGAGACAUGGUUGGCCGAACAACUGUGGUCAGCUCUCAGUGCUGAUGGCGAGCCACAAUCCAGCAAUUUCCAAAAUGAUAUUGAGGUGGAGGUCACCGUUGGCGAAAAACCGCCACGCAGCAACACCCUUCGAAAAGGCUUCUUUGCUGCGACUGUCACAGAAACGAGGCUUCUAUCCAGCCCAGGUGUUACUCAGAAAAGGCACAUCGAGCUCCGACUCCCGUAUGGAGUGUCCUAUGAGGCUGGUGAUCACCUCAGCAUCCUUCCUACAAAUGACUUGUCUAUUAUCAAGCGCGCUCUGUCUCGCUUUUCCCUGAGAGAAGACACUUUAGUCACUAUCAAGCAGGCCACAGCAAGUCGCCCUCCUCCGGGAGACAUACCCAUCAACACCACUUUGACAGCUUUAGAGUUGUUUUCGAGUUACUUCGACCUCCGGCGCGCGGCCAAAACGCGCCAAAUCGACGUGCUAAUUGAUACUGCGGUCGACGAUGUAACCAAGCAGUCGCUACGAGAAGUGCUGGCAGACACCAAGAAUACUGCUAGCAUAUUGGAUCUCCUCGACCGGUUCCAACCGAGCGAGCUCCCUUUGACUCUUUCAUCUUUUCUGCUCAUGCUGCCACCCAUGCUGCCUCGAGUAUAUUCCUUCUCGUCAUCGCCGCGCUGGAAAUCUGGCCACGGCACUUUGACGUACAGCGUUGUCGAUCGGGCUGCCGCAGGUCCGAACAAGGGAAUUGCGUCGAAUCACUUGGCCUCUCGGGAACCUGGAUCGAUUGUCUACAUCUCAAUGUCAGACAAGAAAGAGCCCUCUCUGUUUCGGUUGCCUUUGCCCGAGCUUAAGACACCAAUCAUUAUGAUAGGAGCCGGGACGGGGCUGGCUCCUUUUCGUGGCUUUAUACAGGAGCGUGCUUUGUCCAUCGCGACCAAGGAAGGAGGAAGAGACCAAUUCUCACCUGCGCUGCUCUUCUUUGGUUGUCGAGGGGCGAAACUCGAUGAUGUGUACCGUGAAGAGCUGGAUGGGAUGGAAAAAGACGGUAUUGUGAGUGUGCGGAGGGCAUUCAGCCAGGACGAAGACAAUGGUGAUUGUCGAUAUGUUUCGGACACGGUGAAAAAGCACAUUGAGGAAAUUCUCCAGUUGUGGAAGAAAGGAUCCAAAUUAUAUGUGUGCGGAGCAAAGAGUAUGUCCGAUGGGGUCUUUAAGGUGCUCGCUCCUGUCCUCAUGGAAAUGGAUCGCACUGCAGGAAAGACGACUGAGACGUCAGUUGAUGGUUGGUUGAAAGGCCUGCCACAAGGUCGAUAUGUGGUCGAGAUAUUCAACUAG
Diaporthe amygdali is the source of this 3249-nucleotide messenger RNA. RefSeq lists its product as uncharacterized. Gene Ontology annotation, cellular component: cytosol. NCBI's taxonomy places the organism in Eukaryota, Fungi, Ascomycota, Sordariomycetes, Diaporthales, Diaporthaceae. The coding region runs from base 1 to 3249 and encodes 1082 amino acids. The transcript has 9 exons. The record is from RefSeq and is a predicted model, not a curated record. Gene Ontology annotation, molecular function: NADPH-hemoprotein reductase activity; flavin adenine dinucleotide binding; heme binding.